CCCGCUCCCGCCCCCGGCUUCGCCUCCCGCUGCCGCCGCUGCUGCCGCCGCCGCAGCCGCUUUCCGCGGCCUGGGCCUCCCGCCGUCAGCAUGCCACACGCCUUCAAGCCUGGGGACUUGGUGUUCGCUAAGAUGAAGGGCUACCCUCACUGGCCGGCCCGGAUCGAUGACAUUGCUGACGGCGCCGUGAAGCCCCCACCCAACAAGUACCCCAUCUUUUUCUUUGGCACACACGAAACAGCCUUCCUGGGACCCAAGGACUUGUUCCCCUAUGACAAAUGUAAAGACAAGUACGGGAAACCCAACAAGAGGAAAGGCUUCAAUGAAGGGCUGUGGGAGAUCCAGAACAACCCCCACGCCAGCUACAGCGCCCCUCCGGUGAGUACCUGCGGCGGAGAGCCAGCGCGAAGGGUGCUUCUGAGGCCAGAGGAGGCCUCCAGACAGGGUCUCUCACCUGGGCACUAUUUUUGA
Molecule: messenger RNA, 471 nt
Organism: Rhinopithecus roxellana (golden snub-nosed monkey)
Lineage: Eukaryota; Metazoa; Chordata; Mammalia; Primates; Cercopithecidae
Gene: HDGFL2
Product: HDGF like 2
Exons: 4
Coding region: 91-471 (126 amino acids)
Biological process (GO): regulation of transcription by RNA polymerase II
Cellular component (GO): nucleus
Molecular function (GO): double-stranded DNA binding; transcription coregulator activity
Source: RefSeq, a predicted model, not a curated record